Messenger RNA from Bursaphelenchus xylophilus (pine wood nematode), 952 nucleotides. The record is from the annotation of a GenBank genome assembly. NCBI's taxonomy places the organism in Eukaryota, Metazoa, Nematoda, Chromadorea, Rhabditida, Aphelenchoididae.
AUGGGACUCGGUAAAUGCUUGGUUCGCAAGUUUUUCGGCCGAACGGACAACUGUUUCCUCGAUGAAUGCGAGCUGGAAGACCUGAUCAACCGGUUGUUGGUGAUAAAAGGCCUUCUUCUCGGCGGAUACACGGACGAACAGAGGAACAUGGAGCUACAGUCGAGACUACGAACUAUUGGAUAUAUGGGAGAGGAGGUGAGAGAGUUUGAGAUCGAAAUAUUUUGAAAUUCAAAAAAAUACGUCAUGAUGACAGAUUUUUGAAAUUACAUAAAACUUGGCUGAAUUGAAGGUCAUAGUGUUGUAAGCAAUUUUGAGGAAAUUUUAGAUCGCGUUAUGCAGAAACAACCUCGAUAUAAGGGUUUUAGAAGCAAAAAAUCUUGAUUUUCUUUGAAAAGCUUAAUAAAUGGUUAUUUUAUGUUGCAAGUAGGUCAAUAAUGAAUUCUAAGCGUUUUCUCUGACUUAUUUCGAGUAAAAAUCAAUUUUUUAAGCUAAAAACGGGAUUUUUUAAACUUUAAGCUGUUAUAUUUCAGUUGUUUCUGCAUAACGCGAUUUGAAAAUUUCACGAAAUUAUUCAGCAUUAUUUACAUUUAUUUGUGUCAAGUUUCAAAAAAAUCCAAAAAUUUUUUUCCAAUUCAAAAUCGAGAUUUUUAAAAAUUUUCCCCAAAAAAUCAAAAAAAAAUUUUUUUUUUUCAUUUUUUCAAUUUUACUUUUUCAGAACGUCCACGACAUGGAAGAGUACCUAGUCGAGCGAAUCGAAGACCUACUCAUCAAUUUCGACCUGGCCGAGCGACUCUCCUUCCUCCACGCGCAGCCCAGGAACUUCGUGUUGAAAGUGGCCGAAGACAUGGGAAUCGACCUCGACGAUGGCCUCAAAAACGCCGAGAGAACGCCGGACGGACGUCGCUCGGUGGAGGAGCGAUGCGCUCGAGGGGAAUUCGACUCAAUUUUCUAA